This is a messenger RNA of Tremella mesenterica DSM 1558, 1068 nucleotides long. RefSeq lists its product as uncharacterized. The transcript has 8 exons. Gene Ontology annotation, biological process: cytoplasmic translation. The record is from RefSeq and is a predicted model, not a curated record. Gene Ontology annotation, molecular function: metal ion binding; mRNA binding. Gene Ontology annotation, cellular component: cytosol. Lineage: Eukaryota; Fungi; Basidiomycota; Tremellomycetes; Tremellales; Tremellaceae. The annotation marks the transcript as partial.
ACGUUCGGGAUGAAGAAUAAGAACAAAUCAGCAAAGGUCAAAAUGCAAGUGGCGGAGAUCAAGAAGCAGCAAUCUAUGGCGGGGAAGAAUAAGGCUGAUCUGGCCAAGGAAAAAGAGAAGGAAUUGAGGCUAAAGGCCAAAGAGGCAGAAUUGCAAAAGAAGAAGAUGGAAGCAGAAUUGUUUCGUACUACAAUUCAACCUCAGAAAGUGCCAUUCGGUGUUGGUCAAUCCAAGGUUCUAUGUCAGUACUUCAAAGCUGGCUAUUGUGAAAAGGAAGGAAACAAGUGCAAAUUUUCACAUGACCUCAAUGUCGGACGUAAAGUGGAAAAGGUCAACUUGUACCAGGACACUAGAGAGACCGAGAAGGAGAAGGCAGAUUUAAUGGAGACUUGGGACGAUGAAAAGUUGAAAUCGGUCGUGGCUCAAAACGCCAAGAAGCAAUCCAACGCUACAGACAUCGUCUGCAAAUAUUUCAUUCAAGCUAUCGAGGACAAGAAGUAUGGUUGGUUCUGGGAAUGUCCCAACGGAGGUGAUAAAUGUCAUUAUCGACAUGCUCUACCCCCAGGAUUCGUCUUGAAAGCAGAUAAGAAAGCCGCGGACGAUGCUGCCAAAAAGAAUGCUAUAUCACUAGAAGAGUUCUUAGAAGUGGAACGACAUAAACUUAAACCUCCACUCACACCCGUUACCCCUGAGACCUUCGCAGCGUGGAAGAAAAAUCGGAUAGAAAAGAAACAAGCGGAACAAGAGGCGAUGGACAAGGCCAAGGCUGUACAGAGAGCAGCAGGUAAGAUGACAGGUAUGACGGGUAAAGACAUGUUUGAAUUUGGCGGAGAGCUUUAUGAGGAUGGGGACAAUGAGGAUAAUGCUGAAGAUGAUUGGGAUAUAUCAAGAAUGUUGGCGAGAUACGUGAGCUCUAUUCUUCUCUUCACUUAUCAGUUUCAUUCGCUGACUUUUCAGCGAGCAGAGGACACCCGACCUGAGGAUGAUGUGAGAUUGGAAGACGAGACGGAUACGGUGGAAGAGGUUGCAGGACGAGUGGCGGAGGUUCAGGUGAAUGGGGAUGGAUAA